UCCUUCUGUAUGCUAGUGCACUGAUUUGCUGCUGCGCGCACAUUUUGUAACCACCCUUCUGUAUGUUUUACUUGAUGCAGGAACAACAUAGGUACGAUGAAUGAAAACCAAAUUGUUGUUAGGCAUGAAUCAGAAGGUGGCAAGACUCCCACAACGGGUGACGAAUCACAAGAUGUUAGUACGAUUACAAAGACCAUUAAAGGCCGUGGUCCGUCAAAAGGUGUUAAAGUCGCUAAGCCUAUGUUCCUUGAGUAUAAUGUAUAUAAUGUCCCCGAUGGACAAUGGUCUCAUGAAUACGGGAAGCAAGUUGGGAGUUGUGCUACUAGAAUUAAUAUUAACGUCCCAUUAUAUCCAAAGGUAGAUGAGCAAAUCAAGAAGGGGUUUUGGGAGGAGACUAAGCUUAUGUUCCACAUUACUGAUGAUUCUAAUCAUUCGAGGGAGAAAUAUUUUCAUUCUUGUGUGGCGAAACGAUUUAGUUGUUUCAAGAGCAAGUUGGUGCGCCGAUGGAUAACUAUGAAGGAAAAGAAGCCAAAAAAUCAAACAAACAAGAUGCCUUGGGAUGUCUACAACCAUAUCACAGAGGAUGAUUGGAAGACUUUUGUUAAACAUUAUUUCCUGCCAGAGUCAUUGCUUCGUAGUGAAAAGGCGAGGAAAAGUGCAUCAUGCAACAAGAACCCACAUCGCACCGGCCAAAAGGGUUAUAAUAGAAAGCGACUAGAUUGGAUAAAGGAUCGAUGGACGACUUCCACCAGAUGCAGCUUUACCUAUCUCGAGUAGCUCCUCGGUGAACUCAUCAGUGACCUCAAAUGUUAAUAGAGUUAGAAAAUACAGAUCAAAGGAGUGGAUUUUGGCCCAUCAAGUACAAAAUAAAGAGGGAAAGUGGGAAAUUGACCCGAACAAUAGAGAAGUUGUUGAAAUCGCAACAAAAGCUUUAGAGUACAUCGCAGAAGAGGAAAAAGGAAAUCUUUCUUUCGAACAGGGUGAGGAUGCCCUCACUAAAGCUAUAGGGAAAAAAGAUCAUCGUGGGCGUGUCAAGGGAACAGGUGGCAUGGUUGGUAUCAAAAAGGCUUUCGGUCCGUGUAUUCGACAUAGUAGAAGUGACCAUGGUGAAGCUUCAUCAGAAAAUUACGAAUCAAUCAGAGCUUCUGUGAAAAAGGAGUUUGAAGGUGAAUUAGAGAAAAGGGUAGAGAAAAGGGUGGCAGAGUCCCUCCAAAAGCAACUAAGCACCUUGUUAAAAACAGGACAACUAAACUCCAUUUCUACCCCGAUACUUCAUGACCUCCACUUAAAUGAUUCUGCCAGAGUUGACCUUGAUGUUAGUGCUACAAGAACCACUCGUCACAUCUUAGUGCCGCAACCACGCGAGCUAAAGGAAAGGACUCCAUGUCGUCUUGCCCUUGAGGAUAAAGUUUCAGGCAACAACAUUGUCGUGGCGGAUGGUAUGGUACAACCCUCAGAUGGUGCAUUGCCCCAACAUUUUACAUCGAUGAAGCCUGGUCACUAUAAAGUCCAAGUUGAUUUUGUUUACGACGGACAUGUUGAUGAUAUUCUUCCGGUACCUACGGGAGAUGGUUUCACUAACUUAGGCGGUGCUCUGGGUAGUUUUGUGCAAUGGCCCAUACACUUAGUGAUUUUCGAAGACGGCGAGGAUUGUACUUCACCUCCUAAAAAGAAGUCCAAGUCUAAUGUUUCUAAAGAGAGGGAUGGUAGCUCCAACAAAAAGACAACGGUAUUAGCGGCCCAAAAGAAGACAACAGACUUAGCAUCCAAGGUAAACCCUCUAAAACUCAUUCGAACCUAA
Spinacia oleracea (spinach) is the source of this 1801-nucleotide messenger RNA. RefSeq lists its product as uncharacterized. Bases 1049 to 1801 code for a protein of 250 amino acids. The record is from RefSeq and is a predicted model, not a curated record. Lineage: Eukaryota; Viridiplantae; Streptophyta; Magnoliopsida; Caryophyllales; Amaranthaceae. The transcript is spliced from 6 exons.